Molecule: messenger RNA, 2173 nt
Organism: Chilo suppressalis (striped riceborer)
Lineage: Eukaryota; Metazoa; Arthropoda; Insecta; Lepidoptera; Crambidae
Source: the annotation of a GenBank genome assembly
CGUCAUUCGGUCAUCUUUGUUUGUAAAAAUUAUUGUGACCGCAUGUUGAACAAAUAGCGAUAGAAAAAAAUUACAUAAAAUUAUUACACUAAUUUCUCCGUUUACAAAAAUGGGUAAAAAGAAUAAAGAUUCCCUUGGACGAGCUCUUAUCAAAGAUAGAUUUUCUAAAAAUCGUCACCGAAAACAUGUUGAAGACAACACCAUGCUCCAUACUACUGAAGUUAAUGAUGGCUAUGACUGGGGUCGCCUAAACCUCCAAUCAGUGACAGCAGAGUCUUCCUUGCAAGAGUUUCUAUCGACAGCUGAGUUGGCACAGCGGGAAUUUACAGCAGAGAAGAUGAAUUUGAAAUAUGUGAAAUCAAUCCCUGAUGCUGUGGAAAUAGUGACGUCACAGCCCAAUUUUGAUGAACCAUUGACUGUUCCUAGAAGACCUCCUUGGAAGCCAGGGAUAACGGCAGAAGAGCAACAGGAGAGGGAACGUGAAUCAUUCCUGGAUUGGAGAAGACACCUAAACGAACUUCAAGCAAAGCUUGGGGCAGCAUUAACACCAUAUGAAAGGAAUUUAGAGUUCUGGAAACAACUUUGGAGGACUUUGGAGAAGGCAGACAUUGUUUUAAUCUUAUUGGAUGCCAGAAAUCCACUUCUAUUCAGGUGUCAAGACUUAGAAAAGUAUGCUGUAGAACAGAAAUGCAAGUGUAUAUUGCUACUGAACAAAGCAGAUCUGACCAAUGAGUAUGAAAGGAAAUGUUGGGCAGAAUAUUUCACUGAAGAGAAUGUCCCUAUUGUCUUUUUCUCAGCUGCUAAACAAACAAAUGAACGAAAAAUAUCUGAAGCAAGCAGUGAUUCUAAAAGACAGAAUGAUUUUGACCUUAAUUCUGAAACAGAAACCGCAGAAUCAUUAGAUGAUAUAACUGCAAGUGAUUUAGAAGAAGAAGCUAUAAAAAGUACAGAAGAAGACAUAGAAUUGUUUAAAAAGCAAUUAGGGGAUCUUGAUAAAGCGGUAGAAUGUACUGCAGACAAAUUAGAUAAGAUACAGGAGUUAUUGGACAAAGUAGUAGAAAAUUUAAGAUUGGGAAAACCUGUGGAUCCUUAUCCAAACACAGAAGAAGUACCUGAAAAUCCAAAAGAAGUUUCCAAUGAAACUGUGAUGAAUUCUCAUGAAAUAUUUGACAGAAAUAUGUUGCUUGAAAUGCUUAAGAAACAGAAAAUUGACAAUUUGAAAAACCCACCUAGAUUAUCCGUUGGAAUGAUAGGUUAUCCUAAUGUUGGAAAAUCCAGCACAGUUAAUGUUAUAAUGCAAACAAAAAAGGUGAGCGUAAGUGCUAUGCCGGGCCAUACUCGUCACAUUCAAUCGCUAGUGUUGGACGAUGAAGUCGAAUUACUGGAUUGCCCAGGGUUGGUGCUUCCAGCUUAUGCAGUCGCUCCAGACCUUAUGCUGACAGCUGUUUUAUCCAUUGAUCAGAUGCGUUCCCACGACUCGGCUAUGGCACGCCUCUGCCAGUUGGUAAGCCGGCACACCUUCGAACAGAAGUACGGCCUAUUGUUGCCGCAAAGUGAAGACGGCAACAUUGACUACAAGCAAAUACUCACCGCUCACGCUUACAACCGGGGCUUCAUGACGGCAGCCGGCCAGCCGGAUCAGUCGCGUUCAGCUCGGUUACUACUAAAGGACGCGGCUAGUGGCCGACUACGAUGGGCGGAGUUACCCCCCGGAUUUGAACCUCAACCUUUAGACCAUAUGAUUGAAGAGAAAAGGACAGAGAAACGGAAGCCCACUCCACGCGAGGCUAGGAUGGUAGAAGGCUGGUUGAACAAGUCGGCUGAAAUAGACAGUGCAUUCUUCGCGAUGAACAAAAGCUCCGCCCACGUCAAAGGGAAACCGGUGAUGGGAAUAGUAGGCGCUCAGCAAGCCGGCGCCCACAUCCUUAAGCCCUGGAAACAAGAGAAGAAACACGCAAACAAAAACAAAAGGGAGAAACUGCGACGCGUAUACGCUCAUCUAGACGAAAAUUGACCAUAAUGUAUGUAAACUUUUAAAAAUUCAACCAGAUUUAUUAGCUGCAUUCUCAAACGAGGGGAUUGCAUUUGUUAUAUUUACGUCUGAUGUGGCAGAUGUCUAUGGGCGAUUUUGGUCACUUAGUAUCAAGUGAGCCGUCUACUUAUAUGCCCCCAG